GAUAUGAAUUUAUUUAGUAAAAAAAGCAAAAAAGGAACAACAACAACAACAAAUGAAUUAUUCAAAACUGGAGGAAUUCAAUUAUUCAAACUUCCGCUUGCACAAGCUGUUAAAAACAACCCCUCUUUUGAUGGAGUUCCUGUGCCUGCUUUAAUCAGAGAAUGUUUGGAUUAUAUUGCUUUUUACGGACUCGACUUGGAAGGCAUUUUUCGCGUAUCCUCACCCAAAUCAAGAUUGGAUGAACUCGAAUUGAUGGCUAAUAGUGAAAAAAGAGAUGAAAUAGUUUUUCAGGAUGCCCACGAAGCGGCAGGUUUACUUAAACGCUUCUUACACCAUUUACCAGAAAAUAUGGCUUCUCUCAACCAGCACAUUUUGACACAACAAUUGAAGCCUAGAUUUGAACAAAUUGCUAGUGAAUGUAAAUGUAAUUAUCAAAAUGUUUGUGCCUGUCAAUGCGCGUUACAGCUAAAGAAAUUAUUAUUACAACUGCCUACAGAAAAUUAUUAUCUUUUGGGUUAUAUAUUCAGACAUGCACAUCUCAUUAUACAACACGUAAUUUGA
Meloidogyne enterolobii is the source of this 561-nucleotide messenger RNA. Lineage: Eukaryota; Metazoa; Nematoda; Chromadorea; Rhabditida; Meloidogynidae. The record is from the annotation of a GenBank genome assembly.